Melanotaenia boesemani (Boeseman's rainbowfish) is the source of this 1427-nucleotide messenger RNA. RefSeq names its product polycomb group ring finger 6 (gene pcgf6). The record is from RefSeq and is a predicted model, not a curated record. Gene Ontology annotation, biological process: regulation of transcription by RNA polymerase II. Gene Ontology annotation, cellular component: PRC1 complex. The transcript is spliced from 10 exons. Bases 393 to 1157 code for a protein of 254 amino acids. NCBI's taxonomy places the organism in Eukaryota, Metazoa, Chordata, Actinopteri, Atheriniformes, Melanotaeniidae.
GACCCCAUCCGGAAAAUGGGUUUUUAAUACGUAAAGAACGAGCGAGGGAAAUUAAGUUACGGAGAAAAGCAACAAAGUUUCAGGUUUUUUGCCAGAGUUGGGUAGUACUCUGUUUUUAAGCGUUAUUUUACGGCUUUUGUCAAUAUAAAUAAGUGUCUCACAGUGACUAACAUUAGCGCCUCAACUGCUGUCAGUUCUCACGUGUUAUUGCUUCAAUCCAGGCUAACGUUAGCGCACGAGCCACGCGUAGCUAGCGUAGGAAAAGUUUAUUGGCACUUUACAAAAAAACUUUAAUUUUGUACAGUCGGUUUGAACUUAUGCUCACAGAAAGACUUAUUUUACUGUUGAAACUGACGGAGUAAAGGGAACUUGUAGUGUUGUCAGUGUUGAGUAUGUCAUCGCCUGCAUUUGGUCCGAAUCAUGAUGAGUCAACGAACAAAUCGGACAGCGACUCGGACGAGCCCAAGCUGCCUCUCAAUCAGUUUUAUCCAUACAUCCGUUGUGCCCUCUGCUGCGGUUUCCUCAUAGAUGCUACCACCAUCACAGAGUGCCUUCACACAUUUUGCAAAAGCUGCAUCGUGAAGCAUUUCUUCAGCAGCAACAGGUGUCCUACAUGCAGCAUUGUUGUCCACCAGACUCAGCCUCUUUACAACAUCAGGCCAGACAGACAACUGCAGGAUAUUGUUUACAAAAUGGUUCCAUUUCUGGAAGAAUUAGAACAAGAACAAAUGUGUAACUUCUACAAAGAGAGAGGGCUGCCGGUGCCAAGACCAGUGGUUGCUUCCCCUCAAUGUCCUGCUGUAUUGAAGAGACAGAAGAAGAAUAGUUUUCCCCAUUCUGUGUUUACCAUUCCCCCUGAGCUGGACGUGUCUCUGCUGCUGGAGUUUGUUGGGGCUGAAGAAGGAAUCUCCAACUAUAAGGCCCUUGAGAGGCGUUAUGUUCGUGUGUCUGGUGAGGCCACCAUCCGCCACGUGGAGAUGUUCAUCAGAAGGAAGAUGGAGCUGAGUCCAAUGUGCCAGGUGGAUGUGGUUUGUGGCGAUCACCUCCUCGAUCAUUACCAGUCACUGAAGGACAUCCAGAACUCUGCAGGGGAAGAUGCACUACAGGACGGCCUGCUGGUGUUACACUUUGGUUUAGUCCUACCCUCUGAGUCAUGAAGACAAGAAGAAGUGCAUUUAGUUUGUUUAGAACUGGUUAAUUUACCUCUUUUGAGUAAAGUGCAUUGUCAUUUGUGCUAAUAACAAACUUGCUGUUCUGCUGUUAAUUUAAAUCAGAAUUUACUUACAGUUUCAAGUUUGAUUAAAUCUCUAAACUGAAUGUAAGUUGCUGCCUAAACUAAAGUGUGUCCAAGACAGCUAAACUUAUUUUUUUUUAAAAGAAUUAAAUAAAAAGUCUGACAUUAAUUUAUAGUUAAUAAAGCUCAACGG